CCCCACGAGGGGUGCCCACCGCCUCAGAUGCUCUGGGCAUGGAAUGUAGGCUGAGAAUGUGGGCGGGCCGUGCUCCUGUUGCCCGGUGACCACAGACAACAGGAGCAAAGCUGCAGGGCUGGGAAGGGCCCAGCAUAUGGGGGACCACCAGCAAAGCUCGCUCUACAGCCACCGCAUGUCGGAGGCUGAGGACCAGCCAGAAAGGGGGCAGGAUGACGGCACCCUGGGCCUCCAGGGCCCCAAGUAUAAGAAACGAGGGUCCAGGGACCCCAAAUACCAGGGUCUGGAUGAUGGGGACCUGGGAUUGGAAGAACAAGAGGAGGAAACUUCCUCUGAGGAGGUGACUGGGGAAGAAUUCGUGGACGCCCAGAACCCGGAGGAGGCCCUCGCGGAGCUGGAGAGGGUUCUGGAGAAAGACGCGGAGGAGGGCGUGCCUGAGAUGAGCCGGCUGUCCAUCUCCCAGAGGACCCCCGGCACCUCCGUGGGCUGGGAGAGGAGGAGGAAGAGGCGGCUGUUUGAGUUGGCAAAACCCAAGACCAACUGGCAAGUCUUGAAAGACAGGAUGGGGUGUUGCUGCAGGGGCUAUGCCUGGAUCUCCCCCCGCAUGAGGAACCUGCAGUUCUGUGUCUACUGGCCAUCUGUGUACUGGACAGAGAGGUUUCUUGAGGAUACCACCCUCACCAUCACGGUGCCCGAGGUGUCCCGCCGGUUGGAGGAGCUGGCCCGACCUAAGAGGUUCUACUCGGAGUAUUACAACAACAACAGGACCACCCCCAUCUGGCCCAUUCCCCGGUCCACCUUGGAGUACCGAGCGUCCAGCCGCCUGCGGGAACUGGCCACCCCGAAGGUCCGGAAUAACAUCUGGAGCAUACACAUGUCUGAGGUGUCCCAAGUGUCCAGGGCAGCCCGGAUGGCCACCCCCAGUCCGAGGAUCAUCCAGCUGGCAAAGCCCAGGGCUCCAGCCACCCUGCUGGAAGAGUGGGACCCCAUGCCAAAACCCAAGCCACACGUGUCAGACUAUAACCGCCUCCUUCAUCUGGCCAUGCCCAAGGCCCAGUCGGACAAGUGUGUUCCUGACCGAAACCCGCGCUGGGAGGUGCUGGAGGUCACCAGGAAGGCGGUGGCCAGUCCGCGCAUCGUCUCCCUGGCCAAACCCAAAGUGCGGAGGGACCUGAGCGAGGGCUACAACCCCUACCGCGUCUCUCCAGCCUCCCUGGUGGCUCGUGCGUCCCCUCGCCUGUACGAGCUUGCCACCCCCAAGAGCGUCACCAAAAAAGCAUGAGCAGCCCAGGCCUGGCCCCUCAGCCUGUUCCCAGUAAAACCCAAGUGCAACCUGACCCUGUGUGUGGCUCUGAGCGCUUUGGCCUGGAGCCGGGAGGGCAGCGGGGGCCCGGAGGAGCCGGUAAUAAUAAUGUUUAUGUUUGCAUCCAGCCUGCAAUCCUGCAGCCCUUUUUCUCCAAUCACGUUCCCCUGCCGUCGCCAGCCCCUUGGAUGGCAGACUCCACGCUCUCCCACAUCAGACCUUUCCCUCUCAGCCUCUUCUGUCCCAACUUGCUUAUCCAGCCGCAUCCUGGGCGUCCACAGCACCUCAAACUCAGUGACCUCCAUAAUAAACCAGCCAA
This is a messenger RNA of Balaenoptera acutorostrata (minke whale), 1622 nucleotides long. It is a transcript of the gene SPMAP2, whose product is annotated as sperm microtubule associated protein 2. Gene Ontology annotation, biological process: spermatogenesis. The transcript has 8 exons. The coding region runs from base 137 to 1282 and encodes 381 amino acids. The record is from RefSeq and is a predicted model, not a curated record. Lineage: Eukaryota; Metazoa; Chordata; Mammalia; Artiodactyla; Balaenopteridae.